CAUUCGUUGUUCUGCAAAAGAUGGCGUCAGUGCAAAACCGAGACGAUUGCGUUUGUUUGAACGCACGAGACCGGCCGCGCGGAAGGUAGACUCUUGUAAAAUCAUUCGAAGUCUGCGACUAAAUAUCGAUACAAAUCCACACAACAGAUUUUUGCCGCCCGCGUUUGCGUUUAGUUUGGAAUUGGCCUACUUUCAGGCCUGGUGUUAUUUUCGAGCGGACAUGGGGGGCAGGUAGAAAACUACAAUUCCCAGAAGCCUUUGCUGGAGGGUGUUUUUUUCUUCUCAGACACACGCGUUCUAUGGUAAUUGUAGUUUUUUUAGGCUCCACACAGCACACAGUAUAGUUUAAUUUAAUUUACACAUUUAAAAGUUUAGAAACGCGCUUAGCAUGGAGUUCAACAUUAUGAGCACCUGUUUAGAAGCGUAUUCAGUAUAAAUGUUGCUGAAAAUAAGGAUUAUUCGUGCUGUAAACCAGUAGAAAGGAGAGUUAUUGUGUGGGCUGGGUAAGUUAACUAAUCAUGGCAGCUCAGGUAGGAAGAGAAAGGAAACACCCUAAAGGUGGUCCAGCCAGUGCUAGAGAAGCUAACUCUGAGUCUGUGGAGUCCUCGCUGUCCUGGUGCCUGGCCCAGUUAACCAAACAAAGCUCCUCAGCUGAGAGACCCAGCACUGGACUGACUGGGGCAGAUAAUAAUAAACCAGUCAGUGGCAGGGAGGCUGAUAAAAGGCUCAAAGCUGGGCAGUGGAAGGCCCUGGUGGCCAUCCGGACCCACCACAUCAAAGGUGGAAGGAGCAGGAUAGCUCAGUACCAGGCUAAGGGGGGGCUGCCUCCUUUAUUGGAGAUCCUGCGCAGGCCUGAAAGCUCCAGAAAGAUUUUGGAUCUUGCCCUCAGCAUCCUGGCCAACUGCUGCACUGAAAAGGAAACUCGAACAGAGGUGAGAAAGCUGGAUGGCAUUUCUAUUGUUGUGGAAGUUCUUAAGAGGCAUUCGUCUGUGGAGUCGGUGGAGAAUCGAGCAGCCCGUGCUUUAGGAAAUCUUGCCAUGGACCCUGAGGGCUCUGCAAACGUGCACUCUGCAGGUGGUGUUCCUCCACUUAUUCUCUGCCUGACUCUUUCCAACCCUCCAUCUUGUCCUUCACCUUCCUCACCUCCCUCCUCUCCUUCUGCCCUUCCCCCGGCUCCGAUGCCUUCCUGCCCCAAACUGGAGCGCGCUCAAUCUGCCGCCCGUGCUCUGCUCUACCUGUCAGACACCCCAGCCAACCGACUGUCGCUUCUGUCUCAAGGAGCCCUGUCGGCCUUGGCUUUUUUCAUUGCUCCGGAAUACCCGGCAGGCUUGAGGCGGGCGUCACUCCGUGCGCUUCAUGAGUUAACCCGGGGCUGCGGCACUGAAUGCGCCAGAGAGAUGUCCGGGUCUGGGGCAAUGGCUCAGCUCGGGUUGCUGGCUUCAGGAGAGGGAGAGGCGUCUCUGGAGGAGCUAGCUUUAAAAACGCUGGCCAAUUUGUGUUCCCAAGGCUGCUUGCGCCCGCUGGUGGGCUCCCUGGGAGUCAUUCCCAAAUUUGCGGAAGAAGUUAAAAAGGAUCCUUUAAGGUCAGGCAUCUUUUUCAAAGCUUUAUGCCUCUGCUGCAAAGAAGCCGUGAACCGGGUUAAAGUGAAGGAGAGCGGUGGGCUGGAGGUGCUGAUUAACUUCCUCUCAGCUCAUCAGAACCAUCCGUUCACUCGACUGGCCAUUUUGGCUUGCGUGGACUUCGUCUACGAUGAGGCAGCUCUGGAGCAACUGCAGGAACUGGGCCUGGUGCCGCUUCUGGUUCAGCGGCUGGUGGAUCUGGCUAGAGGAGAGGAGCUGAGCACUGUCAAGAUAGAUGCAAGCCUCUCUUUAAGUGGUGCCAGUGAGUUGAUGACGUCUUGCUUCGAUUCGUUUGACUUCCCUCCUCCUGAAGGGAGCAGAAGAGAGGAGGUCGGGAAAGAGCAGGGGUCUGGCUCCUCCAGCUUCCUCAGCCUCAGGUCCUGGCUGGUGUCUGAAGGUUUGAUCUCUUCAGAAGGGGAGCUAAUGGAGUCCCCGUGCGGAACAGAUGGAGAUGUGGGGACUCCUAAUCCCUCCUGUUCUCCAUCAUCCUCUUGCUCAUCAUCUUCAUCAGGUUUUACACCUCUUUUUGAUGUUCUUUGCACAGCUCUGCCCCUAUCGAAGCCUCACUCGUCCCCAAGGCCCAAACCUUCCCGGCUUUCUGCCUCCAGCUCUCCUGUUCCAAUGAUGCCACAGAGCGUGCAGAAUAAGACCUCCCCCACAUCUCCUUCUACUACUAUACUGCCCACCUGCACCUCCACUCCACAAGCCAAACCUCCAGUCCCUCUCAUUUGUCCCGCCAAAGUUUCGUCCCCUCCCAGGAAGCGACUCCGCACAUAUUCAUCGUCCUCUUCCUGUUCUACUAUUUCCUCUUCUUCCUGCACCUCUUCUACAACCUCUCGGUCCAGUCUGGUAUCUUUGGAAGCCCUUCCAAUAAUGCCAAAGACUCCGAUCUAUCAGCACCCCUACCACCCUGAACCGUGGACCCCAGAAUCCCCCAUCCUUCUGCUGCUUUCUCGCUUCUCUCACGCCACAGACCCAAGCGGUGUGCUCAUAAACGCAUCAGUGAUCUCUGGCCUGCUGUACUACCUCACCCACCAUCAGGACCCCAGCAGCCGAUGUUUCCGCAUGCUGGGGAGGCUCAGCUGUAACCCCAACUGCCUGCAGGCUCUCAUUCGAACCGGGGCAGUGGCUCUUAUCAGACACAGGCUGUGCCUCGGAGAGGUGGACCGAAGGAGGGAUGGAAGGAGAAUUGAAAAACAGCCUGAUCGAGUCAAGGCCAAAAUCAGACAGCUAGGUCAGGGGCUGCUGACUAAUGUUCGAGUUCAGAGCGAGACUGGAUUUGGCUCUGGAGUUCUCAGCCACAUUUUUCUCUCAGGCUCAGAAUCUGACAAGCUGUACUGUGUGCUCUCCUUACCUUUAAUAACCAGUAACAGAGUUCUUCUGAAGAAGCUCCUCUUGGACAGCGGAGGCUUGUUGUUUGCUCUUGAACCUCUCAGCUGGCUGGAUGUUGGUGACGAUGAAGAAAGCAAUGACUCUGAUAAAUGUAGGACAUUCCUCUCUGCUUGGUUGUGUGCACCGGAACAGGUCUCCCUUCCCAAACUGCAUUCACUGUACAUCUCCCUUCUGAUUGGCUGCCUCUCGAGUGUCCUGGUGGCUUCUAAAGUGGAGUUGGAAAGAAGAAAGAGUGGAGCAGAUGCUGGAGUGGUGGUGGAGGUACCGGUCAGUCCGAUGAAGAGUCCAUCAACUGUGGAAACAAGAGACCAAGAGUCCAAUCAGUGUCCACAGGCCUCCUGCGUCUGUCCUUACAAAGCAUCAACCCACAACCUCAGCUUUCUCCUGGACGAUGGCACUCUGCUUACGGCUAACCGAGAAGCGAUUGCUGGAGAUGAGGGCGUGGAGGAGGUUGGAUCUGAAUACUUCCGUGCUUUGCUGAGGGGUGGCUUUGGUGAAGCAUGUGAGUCCAAUUCUAUUCCCAUCAGGGAUGUGAGUAAAGGGAUGCUGCUGCCUGUCCUCCAUUAUCUUCACGGCUGCCGGAUGAAGAACUCAAGUCGUGAUGGGUGUUGUCGUGUUUUGACCUGUUUGGUCUCUGCAGGGCUGAAAAGUCCAGAGGUUGGUCCUGAGACCUUUCAGAAAAGCCCCUUGGCUGAGGUUCUGAUUGGAGCCAGUAGGUUUUUGGUACCUACAUUACAGAAAGAAGCUGAGGACUUGUGUAUAUCCCUGCUUUCUCUCUCUGUGGCUUCUCCAUCUCCAACGAGAAGUCCAUCUAAAUUAAGUGCAUCAGAAGACCAAGCUAAAAAGACCAAACCUGACAUGGGUUCUGCGUGUAAAGAAUUAACACAGUCAACACAAAUGUCUAAGACCAGGGGCCGGGACACUCAGCAGGCAGCAGAGCAGGAGGCUGCAGCGGAUGAUGAUCAAAUCAUUGGCCUUGGUCGUUUGCGGUACCUUCUCCCCCAGACGUACUCGUUCUCUCAGCGCUACUGCUACUCCAGCUUGGGCAGGGCCUGCCUGUCAAUUCUGCUGCGGCCUCAGGAAGUCCAGAACUCCAGGUUGCCUCCAUCGCUGUCUGCUGACUUUUUCCUCCGACUGGUUAGAGAGGUGGACAGUAUUGAGAGCCUGUGUCAAGACCUGCUCAGUAUGGUUACUGUGGCACUAAGCUGAUGCUGCUGUUGUGUGGUGGUAGGAUAAGUGGGGGAAAAAAGCCUUUGUGUAACCUCUAACAUGCAGAAAUGUUUGACAUCCAUUAAACCUGGAAUUGCAAAGUAAUUCUGAUAAACAUGAGUUACUUUGACUGAUAAUUUAACUGAACAUGACAACUGAAUUAUAUGGCUUAUAUGUAAUUAUACGAAAAAGCUUUAUAUAAGCUUUCCAUUGGAAAAAAAAAUCACUGUUAAAUUAUAAAGGAGAAAACACACAGAUAAUUUUAAAAUAAUGACCAAAAAUGGUCAAAACAUUUCUCCACAUAUGUAUGGAUCUAACAAGCCUAAUAAGAUUAAAUUAGUGUAGAAUGGUACGUUGUGUCAUCAUAUUCGUAACAGUUGUUCAGUACCAGCAAAUGACUGAGGAUGAACAGUAUGUUGGAAGUUAAUUUCAUCCUCAAAAACUUUUUCAAAGUGCAGACCCCUGACCCAUAAAGGCUGGACAGAAGUACCUUGAAGAUCUUGGACAAAGACUGGUAAAUGUGACCAGUGAUGUGAGAAAUAAAAAAAAGUUUUGAUCUGAAUUGAACUGAAAAGGGUUCCAAUAUUUUUGGGAACAACAGGAGCAGAAGGAAAUCUAUUUUAUUUUUAUCUUAAUUUUUGGACCCGGAAUUCUUUUCCCCUCAUGUACAGUAUGGACAUCAAGUGGAUUUUUCGUUUAAUUUAUUAUUGUUUUCUCUUUUUUUAUUGACUAAUGCCAUUAGUUUAGUACCUUAGUGUCGGUUGAGCUACUGUCUGUGUGGUUAUGCAUUGUUUCCCACCGUUAUUUCUUUAAAAAUAUGGCCUGUCAUCACAUUAACAUGCAUAAAUUAACUUUACCAUUUGGGCCUAAAGGAUAUAUUGAUGCUGCAUUAAAAAGCUAAUUAAUUUACUCAGUGAUUCGUUAUACUAUAAAAACAAUUCUCUCUAUAUAAAUAUAUAGAUAUAUAUAUACUGAAGUAGUUUGUGACCUUGUACAGUGUAUUAUUAUGUUUAUUAAGGAAAUGUCAGGGAUAGAGUAAUGUUUACGUUCUAUUUUUCAUUUGUAAGUUUUGCAAAAAAGAAAAACUACAGAAAAACUGAAUGUAUGAAGUGUCAGAAGCCGACUGGAAUCAGCUGGUUUAAUGUUUUACUGUACAUUUUUGCUGUCACACAAAAGGUUUUGUACACAAGUUUAAUAUAUUGUGAAUCUGGCAGAUAUUCUUUAUAUUGUUUCAAAAUUUCAUGACAAAUGGACCAAUAGAAAUUACUUUACUAAAAAUGAAUUGCUUCCCUCCUCUAGUAAAGAUGCUUUUUUGGAGAUACAAGGUUUUUGGGUGACAGCGACAGUAUGCAAAUAAUAAUAAAAUUUAAGGCCAAAAUCACAGGAAUCUUUGUCCUCUUAAAAUCUCUGAAUAAAAAGCCUCUGCACUACAA
This is a messenger RNA of Astyanax mexicanus (Mexican tetra), 5653 nucleotides long. It is a transcript of the gene armc5, whose product is annotated as armadillo repeat containing 5. Gene Ontology annotation, cellular component: cytosol. The record is from RefSeq and is a predicted model, not a curated record. Gene Ontology annotation, biological process: anatomical structure morphogenesis. The coding region runs from base 519 to 4220 and encodes 1233 amino acids. Gene Ontology annotation, molecular function: protein binding. The transcript has 7 exons. NCBI's taxonomy places the organism in Eukaryota, Metazoa, Chordata, Actinopteri, Characiformes, Acestrorhamphidae.